This is a messenger RNA of Prunus avium (sweet cherry), 1293 nucleotides long. The record is from RefSeq and is a predicted model, not a curated record. Lineage: Eukaryota; Viridiplantae; Streptophyta; Magnoliopsida; Rosales; Rosaceae.
AUUUCCGCUAAAUCUUUAGAAACAGAGUAGCUAAGUAAGACUGGGACAAACCAGGGAAAUAAUCCAAUCCGAAAGCAACGAUCUAAAAACAGACUAACAAUGGAAGACUUAUGGAAGCGAGCGAAGAGUUUCGCUGAAGAAGCAGCCAAGCAAUCUCAAACUCUAACCAACUCCGCCAAAAUCACCGACCUAGUCUCCGAACCCGCCAAGAGAUCCCGAGAGUUCGCGGCCGAGGCGUCGAAAAAAGCCGACGAGAUCAAAACGGCGGCGCUUAAGCAAGCCGAUCAGAUCAAGUCCCUCUCCGUCUCGGAGAUCAUCCCCCCUCAGCUCUCCUCGCUCUCGAUCGUCAAUUCCGCCUCUGCCUCCGCCGUUGAGCCGCCGUCCCCGUCUGAACUCAAGAAGUUCGGAGUCACCGACGAUCUCAGAGACUUCGUCAAGGGACUCACUUCCGAUACCUUCAAGCACUUUCCGAUCCAAGAUGCAGCGGAGGAAGUCUCCGAGGUGCCGACUACGGCCUCGAAUGUGAGGAAAGAUCUGACGGAGUGGCAAGAGAAGCAUGCAACUUUCGUUCUCACUACUGUUAAGGAAAUUUCGAGGUUGAGAUAUGAAUUAUGCCCACGUGUAAUGAAAGAAAGAAGAUUUUGGAAGAUAUAUUUUACCCUUGUGAGCAGUCAUGUAGCUCCAUAUGAGAAGCAAUACAUGGAGGAGAUGAAGGUCAAGGAAGCAGAGCAAUUAAAAGAUGAUACUGUGAAGCCAACACCUGUAGUUGGAGGGACUGACCAAGCAGAAGGAUCAGAAAAGAAGAAGUUAGCUUCCAAGUCAUCAUCAGCUGAGCAGGACUUGGAUAGUUUCCUCUUGGGUGAUCUGGAAGACAGUGAUGGGGGUCCAGAUGAUGCUGAUGGCGAUGGUAGCUUUGAUGAUGAUUUUGACAAGAUUGAAAAUUCGGAUGUUGAAGAUGAGAAGCAUGCGAAGAAAUGACAACUGCUACAGAAGAAAAUAUCGACCAGGCUUCUGGAAGACUGUAACAAAUAGAUGCCAUAUGAAGAAGGAAAGGACAUCGAGCAGUUUUCCGUUAUCUCAAAUUUUUUAAUUUUUUAGUUGUAGAGUUGAUUACUUUGUAAAACUCGAAGUGAGAGAUGCCAUUUAAAGUCCAUUCGUUAGUUAUAUUUUCCCUAGACAGUGACGGAUACUGAUGCCUGUUUGUCUCCGAACGGGGUCUACCCUAUUGCUUUUCCUGUACAGAACAGAUGACCUGAUUAUGUUAAAUAUGCUUCUUUUUACAUGGCCCAUAAA